Guyanagaster necrorhizus is the source of this 1660-nucleotide messenger RNA. RefSeq lists its product as uncharacterized. The transcript is spliced from 3 exons. Bases 71 to 1276 code for a protein of 401 amino acids. Lineage: Eukaryota; Fungi; Basidiomycota; Agaricomycetes; Agaricales; Physalacriaceae. The record is from RefSeq and is a predicted model, not a curated record.
AGCCCAACUUUCUGGUUAAUAGCCUUCUUAUUCGUACCACUACUCUGACGGCUUAAUGAGCACAUUUACGAUGUACUCUAACCUUGCGUUACCGGUGGUUGGUGCGAUUGAUCCUCACUUACAGAACGGCGACGAAACCGAACCUAGUCUGCACACGAACGGCAAGCGCAAGCGAGACGCGCACGAUUCUGGGCGCGAAGCAGGAUCAAGCUACAUUCCACCAUGGCAAUCUAAUGUACGCGUCAACGGAGUCCAGAACCAGCGGAAGAAGGUGCUGAGGAAGGCCAAAGUAUAUGAGAGCAGCCAAGAAAUGCUAGACGCGCUUCGAAUCUGCUUCAUGCAGGAGAAGCAAGUCGAUUUCAGUGGCAGCUACAUCGUGCUUAAUGAGCCGCCCAUGCUGGAUAAACACCGCGUUCAAUUGGUCUCUCACGAUGUAUGGAGAACAUCCGGGUAUCGGUUCACCGUCAAGGACCACCCGCGUACGAAGGACGGCCACAAAACUCGCCUUUGGUGUACCCAAGACGAUGCCCGACAGAACCGCAAAGGACCUCCCGAAAAGGCCCGUACACUCGUGACAGGCGAAGUGGUUGCCAAAACUCGCUACCCGUGUCAUAGCAGGCUCCUCAUCUCAUCUCGCGAUACCACCCAACCGAAUCACCGCAUGGUCACCGUGCGGAUACAUCAUUAUGCUGCGCAUGCACCUUAUCACGAACCUCCCCCGGGCUUCUUCGUGAACCCAACUUGGCCGUCGUAUAUGAUGCUUCAGCCCCCUCAGCCUCAAGUACCGUGGAUGAUGCCUCCCCAGCCUCUACCGCCUCCAAUGUCUUCUCAGCAGCGGCAAAUAACUCAAGAACUCGAAUACCUCGAUUCAGACGAGGACGAGGAAUCGGACCGAGAAGAUGCUAAUCGCGAAACCCCUGCAACCUCCGAGCCACUCCCUGAUGAUCCCCUAACGGACUCAGGGCAGUUCCAAAGACAGAUGCGGAUGCACAUCAAUAACAUCCGCGAUUUCUGUGAUGGGCUGGAGUACCAGUUGCAAUUCAAUGACCAUCGGCUAUUACACGAGUUGGAGAAGGAGGGCGGGUCAUUUCUACGCUUCGUGCAUGAAUGUUUGAGGAGGGAAGGUCGCUUGCAGGAUCACGACGUGUCUCAAAGCAAAGUCACUACACCACCAUCUGAGCCCGAGCAGUCGGCAGCCUCAGAGUCGCGACCUCGGGGGGCUGAAACAGACCCGGAACCAGAGCAUGAGCUGGGAACUAACGGUGACCUUGGAUAGCGUGUCAUCAAUAUUCUCUCCUAUUCGAAUCUGAAUAUUUCAUAUUCGUUUCCCAUCAUACUUCUCAAGACAGUCUGAACACUCAUCAUACGGCACUAGUUCUGUUCCUUCUCCGCCUUACUGGCAACGAACUGGCACCUCGCCACCUCUUUCUCAUCCGCGAGUUCAAUGAAACUCCCACUCAUCGUCGUGGUGUUCUGUUGCAGCACAAUCUGCUUUUUCUCCCCCAAGGAGAAGCGAUCCCAGACGGGUGAUCGUUUCAGCUUGAAAGUAUUUGGAUCUUCUGCCCGCACGAAGGAGAGCCAAUACGCAAUCAGUUCCUGUGAGAAAGCCGUUUCCUCUGGCGUCAUUGAACUGAACGUUGCUGAGCCAUUGUAUCUUGCU